Molecule: messenger RNA, 687 nt
Organism: Adineta ricciae
Lineage: Eukaryota; Metazoa; Rotifera; Eurotatoria; Adinetida; Adinetidae
Source: the annotation of a GenBank genome assembly
AUGAUUAAUUGUUCGACAACGCCUACCACCUGUCAGUUGAAUCUUGUUAAUAUUCAUCGAUGGGAUAAUGGCAUCUAUGAAUGCAUAGCAAUGAAUAGUGUGGGAACGAUCGGACGUUUCUAUGAAGUCGAUGUUCAAUUCCCGCCGUAUGUUCAUAGUUCAAGGGAAGAAGUUCGUCAUUCGGUUGGAGAUGCAGUAGUGAUUGAAUGUAUGGUCGAUGCCAAUCCCGAACCGGAUAUUCGAUGGCUGCAUCGAUAUUCAAAUGAGACGAAACAAGAAAUUGACUUAUCUCGACAAUAUUCGCAGGAAAAAUUAGAUAAAAAACGAGAAGAUAGAAUCUGGUUUAUUAAACACGAACAGUUAAAUGCGACAAGAUGGAAAACAAGUCUUUUUAUUCAACGUAUCCCAAAGCGUCUAUUUAACUCAAAUUUUAUUUGUCGUGCAAUAAAUCGUUAUGGUCAAGGUGAACAGAUAAUAACCAUGCUGGAAAGUCAUCAUUUUACCAAGAAACAUCGACAUACAAGUACCACGUCAGUAUACAGUUCAUCGUUAUCUUCUGUUUCGACAACGACAGAUGAAUUCUUAUCCGAAAAGCUCGAUGAAAUGGCGAACCGAUCGACGAGACACUCUUUUACCAUAUUUAUUUUCGGAUGUUCAGCAUUUUUAUCCUGUUUGUAUAAACAAUAA